Cyphellophora attinorum is the source of this 477-nucleotide messenger RNA. RefSeq names its product Tubulin gamma chain. Bases 1 to 477 code for a protein of 158 amino acids. NCBI's taxonomy places the organism in Eukaryota, Fungi, Ascomycota, Eurotiomycetes, Chaetothyriales, Cyphellophoraceae. Gene Ontology annotation, biological process: mitotic sister chromatid segregation; mitotic cell cycle; meiotic spindle organization. Gene Ontology annotation, molecular function: structural constituent of cytoskeleton; GTP binding. Gene Ontology annotation, cellular component: cytoplasm; gamma-tubulin complex; centrosome. The transcript has a single exon. The record is from RefSeq and is a predicted model, not a curated record.
AUGCGCAGAUUGCUGCAGCCCAAGAACCGAAUGGUCAGCAUCGUGCCCUCCAAAUCCUCCUGCUACCUCUCCAUCCUCAACAUCAUCCAAGGCGAAGCCGAUCCCACCGACGUGCACAAAUCCCUCCUCCGCAUACGGGAGCGCAAAAUGGCGAAUUUCAUCCCCUGGGGUCCCGCCUCGAUUCAAGUCGCGUUGACCAAGAAAUCACCAUAUUUGCAGAACACGAAUCGUGUGAGUGGGCUGAUGCUCGCGAAUCAUACCAGUAUAGCGACGCUGUUCAGGAGAAUUAUGACGCAGUAUGAUAAGAUGCGGAAGAGGAAUGCGUAUUUGGAGCAGUAUAAGAAAGAGGCGCCGUUUGCGGAGGGGUUGGGGGAGUUUGAUGAGGCGAAGGAGGUGGUGUUGGGGGCGGUGCAGGAGUAUGAGGCUGCGGAGAGGGAGGAUUAUUUGGAUGCUGGGACUGGAACCGACGGAGCAUGA